CUACAUCACUUUUGACUCUAGCAAGGAAUAUUCCCUAUGCCCCAGUAUCAGUACUCAUUCCCACCUAAAUGAUUGGAUGUGCAUUUACUGUAUGAUCACAUCUGCAUCUGUUUUCCUUCAAGUAGAUAUUAAAUCUGCUGCCUUUUCAGCUUUUCUUGGUGCACCGUUCUUGUUCUUGGAGAUUGAUACGAUUUGCAAAUUGCAAGGAUUUUCAGCUGGGUAAUUUUCAGGUCUCUGAAGGGAGGAGGAGCAUGAUCAGGCUGUGGUUGGUGGCCACAUGGCUGAUCGUUUGCGCGGCGGCGCACCCCGGCGAGCAGCCGCUGUCGAGGAUCGCCGUCGAGAGGACAGUUCUUGCCGUCGACGAAUCAGCGCAUGUCAGGGCAUCACCUUUGGUUCUUGGACUGAAGGGUCAGAACAGUGAAUGGGUGGAGGUAGAGUUCUUCCAUCCAAAUCCCUCCAGUGACGACUGGAUUGGAGUCUUUUCUCCUGCAGAUUUUAGUGCUGCAAUCUGUGAACCUGAAAACAAGAGGCAGAGUCCCCCAGACCUAUGCACAGCACCUAUCAAGUAUCAAUUUGCAAACUUCAAAAAUGAUGGCUAUAAUAAGUCUGGGAAGGGCUACCUGAAGCUUCAGUUGAUCAACCAGAGGGAAGAUUUCUCAUUUGCACUUUUUUCUGGAGGCCUGUUGAAGCCGAAGCUGAUUGCUGUCUCAAACAAGGUCACAUUUGCAAAUCCAAAGGUACCUGUUUACCCACGUUUGGCACAAGGGAAAUCUUGGAAUGAAAUGACAGUCACCUGGACAAGUGGAUAUGAUAUUAAAGAAGCAGUUCCUUUUGUUGAAUGGGGUGUGAAAGGAGGCCGUCGGUUUCUUUCUCCAGCUGGAACAUUAACAUUCGACAGAAACAGCAUGUGUGGUGCACCAGCACGAACUGUUGGAUGGCGCCAUCCUGGUUACAUUCAUACAAGUUACUUAAAAGAUCUGUGGCCAGAUUCACUGUAUACCUACAGACUUGGCCAUAGGCUACCAAAUGGAACCCAAAUCUGGAGCAAUUCAUACAGCUUCAAAGCAUCACCUUAUCCUGGACAAGAUUCGUUGCAGCAAGUUGUCAUAUUUGGAGACAUGGGAAAGGCAGAAGCAGAUGGUUCAAAUGAGUACAAUGAUUUCCAGCCAGGUUCACUGAACACUACUUACCAGAUCAUCAGAGACCUGGAAAACAUUGAUAUGGUAGUCCACAUUGGAGACAUUUGCUAUGCAAAUGGUUACUUGUCUCAGUGGGAUCAGUUCACUGCACAGAUCGAACCAAUUGCUUCGACGGUGCCAUACAUGAUUGGCAGUGGUAAUCAUGAGAGGGAUUGGCCUGGAACUGGUUCUUUCUAUGGAAACCUUGACUCAGGAGGAGAAUGCGGUGUUCCUGCUCAAACUGUAUUCUACACUCCUGCCGAGAACCGUGCAAAAUUCUGGUAUGCGACAGAUUAUGGCAUGUUCAAGUUCUGCAUUGUUCAUACAGAAGAGGACUGGAGGCCAGGGACUGAGCAGUACAAGUUCAUUGAGCAAUGCCUGUCAUCAGCUGACAGGCAGAAGCAGCCGUGGCUCAUAUUCCUUGCUCAUCGUGUUCUCGGGUACUCAUCCUGUUCCUAUUAUGAAGAAGAGGAAGGUACAUUUGGGGAACCGAUGGGGCGAGACUCGAUAGAGGAGUUGUUGCAAAAAUACAAAGUUGAUCUUGCCUUCUAUGGCCAUGUUCACAGCUAUGAAAGAACAUGUCCAGUAUAUCAGAGCCAGUGUGUCGUUAACGCAUCGGAUCACUACAGCGGCCUGUUCAAGGCGACGACACAUGUGGUCGUUGGCGGUGCUGGUGCCAGUCUUUCAGAAUUCACCACUUCAAAGAUCAAAUGGAGCCACUAUAGAGACUUUGACCACGGUUUUGUCAAGCUCACAGCUUUCAAUCAUUCAUCCAUGCUAUUUGAGUACAAGAAGAGCCGUGAUGGCAAUGUGUAUGAUCAUUUCACAAUAUCACGCGAUUACCGGGAUAUCCUGGCCUGCUCAGUUGACAACUGCCCUCGGACCACACUGGCUACCUAAAGCAUGAACUGCUCGAGAUGGGGAGAUUAGUUUGAUGGGGCUUCUUAGAGAAUUGUAGACACUGUACAUAGUUCUUUUUGGGCUGUACCAAUAAAUCAAACAUAAAAUUUGCUUGGCUACGAACUUCGUUUUGCUGUACCAGUAGAUGAAAUUCUAAAAGUUUCUUUGUUCUUACCUGAUUAUGAAUAGGUUCAUAAUGUUAGCCAGUUGCCAUGAUUUGCAAAUGUUCAAGGUCUGGAUGAAGAAAACAAGAUAAUAAAAGGAGCAAAGUUAAGCAUAAGUUGUCGAAAUAAGAAUAUAAUAUUCUUCCAAA
Molecule: messenger RNA, 2391 nt
Organism: Oryza brachyantha (malo sina)
Lineage: Eukaryota; Viridiplantae; Streptophyta; Magnoliopsida; Poales; Poaceae
Product: probable inactive purple acid phosphatase 1
Exons: 13
Coding region: 252-2078 (608 amino acids)
Molecular function (GO): acid phosphatase activity; metal ion binding
Source: RefSeq, a predicted model, not a curated record